UCCGGACCGCAUUCGUCUUCAGCCCGAGCAAUCGCACGUCCCUGAUGGACCAUCCCGGCUGGAACGCCGUCAGCAAACUCUGCCAGAGGCCCUACUGAAACACAGUCUGGAUCGUGCAGGAGAUUUGCCUCGCGAAACGCCUUGCCAUCAAGUGUGGCGCGAGCCAGAUUCCCUGGAAGCUCAUCUCGGAGUUGCGCUCCGCGAGGAAGCACAUCUGGCCUCAGUACCUCUCCGAAGGAGAGCGGUUGUUUGUCCGGAGCAAUACGGCACGCAUCGACCAACAGCGCGAGAUGCGCAAGAGGAAUGGUUGUGUCCUGUGGAGGCUGCUCGAGACCUUCCGAGACUCGCUAUGCAAAGAAAUACACGAUAAGGUCUACGGGUUCCUAGGCCUUUUUAGCGACUGCGACGCACAGAGGAUCCCCGUCGAUUACCCCAAGUCCGUCUUCGAGAUUUACGAAGAUGUCAUGUGCUUCUAUCACAGCAAGUUUCGAGGCCGGACGGGCAUCGAACCACCUCUUGGUGCGCAGCUAGCCCGGCUAAGCGAGUUCCUCCAGGAGUUGCUUGGGCUCGGCCAUGGGUCCGAGUUGGCACCGCCUUUUGCAUGUUCUAUGCCUCGAUCUUCUAUAGUGGAAAUAUCUGCAACCCGCGUUUUUGUUGUAGAGGGAUUCCUCGAUGCGAAAUUGGCCGUGCCAUACAGAGCAUUGGAGUUGGCUGAGUUCCUCCAGGGUACCAUCCCGUACUCUCAUUUAGGGCACUGGCGUAGCGUCAUCAGCCCCGACGUUGGCGAGGUCUAUGCGAUUCGCAAUUCUCAGGCUGCGCUCCUGUGCCAUGUUGAAAUAAGUCAGGCAGUUGUCAUCAGUGCCAAUAGCACUGCCAAUGCCAGUGCCGUGGCGAGAAACAAGCGGGUCUUUUACGCGCGUCCACCGACACCGGCCACACACAUAGCCUCCACAGUGAGGAACCGAUACGUUAUUGGCAUCUGCCCGGGAGGGAGUCGGCUCGGCGACGUUGCCUGCACUUUUCUGGAGAGCCGCCUAGCGUUGGUUUUCAGGCCAGCCUCUGCCACAACUCACGCCCUGAACGAGCCGGGUCACAGAGGUCUUCACGGAGGCGGUUUUGUUCUUGUUGGUCGUGCCGUUGUCGAUCUCUCAAGCGACGAAAACCUCCACCCCUACAGGGCCCUGCUCAACCCCGAUAAGACGGUGGAUGUAAUCCAGGUUCAAACCGACACAACCUCCGACUGGGAACAAGACCCGCCAUGACCGGCAACCGUCUCCAUCGACCUGGAACCGCUGCUGCUUGUCACAAGACCUGAGACUCAUCAUUAUUCGCGAGGGUUUGCGAAGGCCAAGCUAAGUCUCCUGCCUGAGCCUCAUAAGAAUCCGCUAUCGGCAGCGCCAGUUCACGACGAGAUAGAAAAGGAGGGCAAAACCCGCAGC
Molecule: messenger RNA, 1439 nt
Organism: Canariomyces notabilis
Lineage: Eukaryota; Fungi; Ascomycota; Sordariomycetes; Sordariales; Chaetomiaceae
Exons: 1
Coding region: 291-1262 (323 amino acids)
Source: RefSeq, a predicted model, not a curated record